GUCUCUAAAAAAGACAGAAAUAAUCAAGAGACUCCUUAUUUUGAUGAAUUUCCUCUGCAAGAGUUGGUGACCAAGUGGUUUGUAAAAGAUGUCAUAGCAGUGAAAGAAACAACCUUCCAAAGUCGGUCAUUUUCCACCCCUCUAACAGCAACAAGUAGAAGGAUACUUAAACAGUAGUAAAUCAGCCCUGGGGUUCUGUGCUUUGGCCAACACAGCAAAUCUGGUUGUAGUUUUCCAGACACUUUGGGACAGAGGACUUAUUUACCCACUAUGGGUAGCUGUAGAACUUACAUGAGAGUACUAUGCAUCACUUUGAAUGUACUGCUUCUGGCAUUUGGAGUGUUUCUGUUUGUAGUGGGGAUUAAAUACAGCUUCCAACACCCUCCUGAGUUUGACCAGCAGAGUACCCUCCAUGAAAUGUACGUACUGAAUGUGUUUGGACCCAUCACUAUGCUAUUCUCUGUCCUGGGAGUUUAUGCUGCUUACAGAGACAAGAGAAUACAGCUUAUACUGUAUGCUGCUUUUAUGACCUGUGAAUUCAUAGCCAUCAUAAUUGUAGCUGUGCCAAUGGUUACUGCCCAACCCAAGAUGGAGGAGAUUCUGGACAGAAGGUUUGAAUCUGUGCCUCCGCUUUACAGUAGUGAACCCCAGGUCCAGAUGGAGCUUAACAAACUCCAGGCAUCGGAUCAAUGCUGUGGACUCCGUGGCCACUCAGACUGGGGUUGCCACAUUCCAGUCACCUGCUACUGUCCUCAACUCUCUGCAGUCGAUGGUUUAUGUGAGACUGUAAACUCAAACUGCCAACUCAAUAAUGCAAAAGGACAAAAUACAACUAGAUUGUCACAGGAGCUCUGGGUGUACAGAAAGCCUUGUGGUCCCAUCCUCAAGAGACACAUGAACUUCCUGAUUCAGAUAAUGAUUGGAUUCAUCUCUACAUUUGCAACCGUUAUGAAUAACAGCACUGUCGAGGUUCCAUCCUACCUUUUUAUAUUGCUGUCAUAUUACUGUCUGUGGUAUUGCUGACCCUUCAACCUCGCUCUGCAGAGCCAGCACUCAACGACAAUUUCGACAGAGUCAAGAAUCAACUCAGCCCCCUUGCAAUCACCUAAUCUCACCUGACCCCACCACUCUCUCCACAAGAGGCGAAGAUGAUUAGUAAAAAAUGUACUGAGCAGCGGCAACAGUGAAUAUCGACACUGUUCCAGGACACGCAUAUUUUAUUUCACUGUGUAUAGAAAUGAAAACAGUAUUUUAAGUGGAUGCCUUGCUAUUGUGGGAAUCAGCCUGUGUCACAUCACAGAAAGUGUUUCUCAACUCACCACUUCCUUGUUGUACUGUGUCAGACCGUGCACCAGUGGUUGAUUUUGGUUUUCUUUUCUCACAACAAAUUUCUUGUCAGGAAACAACCAACGUAUACUAAGAUUUAAAAGAAGAACUGUCAAAAGAAUUAAGAAACCAUUGCACCUUUUUCUUUCCUUUCCAGAAAAGGAACAGAAGUGUUCAAUUUUCAGUGGUUUCUUAAGGAAAGGAAAAAGUGAAGUGGUCUCUUAAUUUUUUCCAGAGCUGUAACAGUGAGGUUUAUAUUAGAUAACCUCUGAGAGUACAGCAUAUUGUAGUAGAAUUUACAAAUGUAGUCCUUACGGUUCGAUUAUGAUGUCUGUUGGAUCUGGACUUCUUUGCACAACUAAAUACUAAGCCUGCUAAUUAUAAUAUAUGAAUCAGGUUUUGCUAGACCAAUAAUCUAAAUUUGUUUUAUUCUAAUAGGACAAAAGUGAAUGGUCUAUUAUGAAUUUUAAGAUAAGCAGAGAGCUUGUUUUGUGUAGGGUCUGGUUGUCAAGGCACUUUCUGAAAAUAAUUUAGAACAACAUUUUUGUAUUUAGAUAUAGAAUUUUUGUCCCCAUUGAUAACCACCUAGACCACAUCCUGCCUCUGUGCUGUUCACAGGAAUUUCCUUGUUUUAAAUAUACUCUUUCAGGGUCUCACA
Molecule: messenger RNA, 1984 nt
Organism: Esox lucius (northern pike)
Lineage: Eukaryota; Metazoa; Chordata; Actinopteri; Esociformes; Esocidae
Product: 23 kDa integral membrane protein-like
Exons: 10
Coding region: 271-1023 (250 amino acids)
Cellular component (GO): membrane
Source: RefSeq, a predicted model, not a curated record